UGGAGAUUGCGACGCGACAAACCUCUAAAGUGAAACUACUGUUCUUACCUAUACUGUGGUCGAGUCAAGUCAGUAAGUGGAAUACGCUAUAGGUAGACCAGGUAGACUAUAUAGGCUACGGAAUAUACACUUUUUUGAUUGUGAUAAUGGUUGGAUAUUGUCGUGUUUGCAAAAUAGGAACAGGAGAGGAAGAUGAUGUAUCCAUUCAUCGGCUGCCAAAAGACGAAAAGACUAAAGCAAUUUGGUUUGCGUUUAUUGGUCAUGAAAUAAAUGUAAACAGUGGAAUUUGUAGCAAACAUUUUAAACAAUCUGAUUUUAUUUACAAAAUAUACGGAGAUGGUAUUAGACGAUUCCUUAAACAAGGAGCAUUUCCAUCUAUACAGUUUUCAUCUGAUAUUAGGGAAAACUUGAAAGAUGAACUUUCUGAAGACAUCAACAAUUGCAUUUCAUCGAGAACUGAAAGAGAUACUGAUCCUGAAAAAAAUAUAACAAUAAAAGAGGAACAAGAAUGCAUAAUUAUAGAUGAAACUGUAAUAAAGGCAGAGAAUUCAAUGGAGGGGGAUGUUCAAUCCAUAAGUGAAACUGAGGAUCCCUUAACCAUUAUGGAACAUAAUACUAACUUGGAAACAAGUACAGUAUUAGGAAAUGAGAUACAAGAAUUCAUAAAUAUAGAUGAAACACAAAUAAAUACAAAUUCAACAGAUAUGAGAAGAGAAAUCGAUCCCUUAGCUAUUAUAAAAUAUGAUACUGACUUGAAAACAAAUAUAAUAUUAGGAAAUAAAAUACAAGAAUCCAUAAAUAUAGAUGAAACAAUCAAUACAAAUUCCAUAGAUAAUCAAUUGGAAAGAAAAACAAGCAAUUCUUUAGCGACUAGAAAACGUUUCCACAAUGUAAGAUACGUUGGAGAUUUAUGUCGACAGGAUUUCACUUCAGAUGAAUCUUGGCGUUUAUUUAAAAACUAUUUAGCAAGUGAUCUAACAGAAUACGCCAGUCAGGUGAAAGAGAUUGGUGUUUUGGGCCUUUAA
This is a messenger RNA of Mycetomoellerius zeteki, 1025 nucleotides long. RefSeq lists its product as uncharacterized. NCBI's taxonomy places the organism in Eukaryota, Metazoa, Arthropoda, Insecta, Hymenoptera, Formicidae. The record is from RefSeq and is a predicted model, not a curated record. The coding region runs from base 147 to 1025 and encodes 292 amino acids. Gene Ontology annotation, molecular function: sequence-specific DNA binding. The transcript is spliced from 7 exons.